GCCCUUCUUGAUGAAGUCAGGUGUACGGGAUACAACAAACUCUUCAAAGGCAUUUUGUUUUGCCCCUCAAGUAUUAAAUUUUUUCCCUGCAAAAAAGUUGUCCAAACUUUGGGAAAAGUACACGUCUGUUCACGCAAGGUCGACGGAUGACGGAUGACGCAAAACUUCCCACCCCUGCUCUUGUAGGUUGGAGACCGUCUGUUGUGUUGUAUGAGGUCGCGCGGAGCGGCGGUACAGGAGCAGCGGGGACGAGUGAUCACCCAGGGCUGGCCGGAGAGUCGCGAGCCUCUCCAUCACAGUACACAUCCCCAGUAAUGCUGACCUUGCCAAUUUGACACAAAUGGACUGAUAUUGCUAAGUCAUACAUGUAUAUUGAGUAUCGUCAGCGUCUACCGUCGCUUUUAAAGCAUUGUUGUUAAUUUUAGUUUUCGGCCGACCAUGAUAUUAAUUUUUUAGAUUAUAGUUUAAAUGUCAGGAGCUUUCAAAUCAAUAACGAGUCGCGCGUUCGUUUGUAAUAGUCGCUCCGUACAAGUCAUUCGCACGUGCAGGCCGUUUGCGAUUAGCUUGAAACACACGUAACACAUGUAUUCAUAUAAACACCGAUGACAAUCGUAUUUGUUAUUAAUAUUAUCUCAACAAACAACCGCGGGUGUAGUUUGGAAUGGGAACGUGAAGAAUUUUGUGUCCAGGGCAUUAGAGUGAAUAUCGCAGGAUGCCGGCGCUGUACGCGCUAGACGAAUACGAGCCAUGUCUGCAGCAGGGCGGUCCGUACUGCCUCCUCGAUGCGGACCUGCUCCCCGGGACUGAUUCCAGCCUCAUGGACCUAAUCCAGGGCUACUCUGCGCACCGCGUGAAGCACUUCAACCACACCCAGAUCCACCGCGGAGUCUGUCUCAGCACCUCGUGUGCACACGUCAACCGCACUGCACUAGGAAUAGAACGAGCCCUCACACAGUGUCUCAACCAAACUGUCUCGAAGGCGUACGGGCUCCAAGUUAAGCUCGCUAAGCUACACUACUGUGUCCGAGAGGGAGAGAGCAGCCCGUUCGACGCGAGCGACCACGUGGUUGCUGUUCUUUAUUUACUUGUGAUGCUGUUGAACGCUGUGGGGAGCUGCUAUGAUCUUAUCAUAUGUAAGAAUGGCAAGGGGAACCCGUAUCUGUUGUCGUUCUCAGUGCAACGUAAUUGGAAGCGGCUGGUGUCGCCGAGCCACGCGCUGCGGGACCCACGACUCGACAGGCUGAAAGCAUUCCACGGAAUCAGGACGCUGACGAUGCUGUGCGUGUUGUUCUCCCACACGGUGCUGAUCAUGGCUUACUCGUACGUGGACAAUCCGCUCUACAUAGAGAAGGCUUACGACGAUCCCCUCAAACAAAUAUUGUUCAACGGCACCCUGGUGACGCACACCUUCUUCGUGAUGUCCAGCUUCCUCCUCGCGUACAACUUCCAGAUCUACGCGGAGACCCACGACCUCACCUGGACCCACCUGCCUAAGGCUAUACUACUCAGAUGGCUCAGACUGACUCCAACGUACGGCCUGGUGCUGGCGACGAUCUCCACGCUGGGCCGGCACGCGGGCGCCGGUCCGCUGUGGGGGCUCGUGGUCGGCAGCGAGGCGGCCGCCUGCCGUCGCUACUGGUGGGCGCAUCUACUUUACAUCAACAACUACAUCUACGAAGACGCAUUCUGUGCACCGCAGACUUGGUACCUGGCGGCGGACACGCAGCUGUUCUGUGUGGGCGUGGCGGUGUGCGUGGGUGCGCGCCGGCCGCGUGUCCGCGCGGUGUGCCUCGCGGUGCUGCUCCUCCUCUCGCUGCUGACUCCGGCGCUGCACACGUACUUGCAACACCUGGACGCCGUCGUCCUGCAGUCUCCCGAGACAUACAGGAACCUCUACGAGCGCGAGGACACGUUCCGGCUGCUGUACAUCCGCGGUCACACCAACCUCUCCACGUACACGCUGGGGCUGGCGGGCGGCUUCUUGGCCUACCGCGCCCAGACUCAGCCUCAACGUUUCACUGGAUACAAGAAGCACCGCUGGCUGGUGUGGCUGCUGCUCCCGCUGGGCGUGGCGGUGAUCCUGUCGGGAGGUAUAUUCUACAGGGACGGCGUGGAGCCCCCGACAGCGCUCAGAGUGAUGUACGCUGCACUCUACAAACCUAUUUUCCAGCUGCUCGUCGUCGCUCUGAUCUUGUCUUGCGUUUUGAAGCUGGAAAACAGCUACCGCGCGGUGGUAGAGUGGCGCGGCUGGGGCUGGAGCGGCCGGGUGUCGUUCAGCGCGUUCCUGCUGCACACGCUGUUCCAGCGCGGGCUCGUCGGCUCGCAGACCACGCCGCUGCACAUCUCCGACUACUACGUCGUGACGGUGCUGUGUGCCACGGCGGUGAUGUCGUACGUGUGCGGGUGCGCACUGUAUGUGUGCGUGGAGGCGCCGAGCUCCGCACUCACCCGCGCCCUCUUCGGCCCGCACCCCCCGCGCACUCCUCGCACGCGUCCCGCCCCCCUCUCUACAAACAAGACAACAUCUGACCUCUGAAUACAUACCUGCAUGACAUUAGCGGCGUGCAGAACUAAUGCUUAAUUUCUGUCGUCAUUACAAACGAACGCACCACUCGUUAUUGCUUUGAACAACAAUGAACUAAAAGCAAUAGUAGAGCCUGAGGAUACUUAAUCUACCGCUGAGUUAACAGCAGCUUUCAAGUUUAGCAUUAAAACAAUAUUUUGCGUCAAACUAGCAAGGUAAGAAACCUUGACAAGAGGGUGCCGAACGAACUGAACGAUCGCAACGAACGCGUCAAGGUAUGCGCAUGCCUCGUAAUACUUAACAAACUCAGAAAGAAAGGGAUUUUGAACCGCAUUGUCACUCGGUUGGUAGUCGUAAACGGUCAUUAUGUUGGUUUAAACUCUGGUUCAGCACCUAGGUAAUGCCCCAAACGAAAACAUAACCCAUGCAUACACUGUUUGGUGGUCUAGUGCUUGUAUCAUUCAUCACAGCCUUUUACCAAGUGACACCAGCAUUACUGCGGAUAUGUAAGUACUGUCAGCAACCGGGAACAAUUAUGGAGAAGAUCGCGAAUCUCCGGCCAGCCCUCGUUAGUCACGCAGCCCGCUGUUCCUAUACGACAACGCUCGCGUUCACACUACUUAUACAACAGGCGGGCUCUCUACUACAACUGCCAGGGUUUGAAGUUCAGCGGCAUCCACCGUACUGUUCCUACUCGCUAGAACUUGCAACGACUGUUACGAGCAAACAAAAUUAAAAUUACUGACAUGUGUGACAUCUUGGUUAAAACUCUAAAAUGAUGUAUGGAUUUCACUCCUAUGUAAUUUCACUACAUAGAUUACCUUUGUGUAAGGCCGAGGACGGUGUUGCUCAUUUUUAAAACGCAUCAAAAUCAUUAUAAUAAGUAAAAGCGGGGUUCACAAGACGAUGCUUCCUUUUCACAUGAACGCCAUCUCGGACGGCCAAUAUCUUAAUUAAUUAUUUAACAUAUGAAAUAACUUUACACCAUAGACCAAGCCAGCCCGGCGCAGGAUUAAGCUGCGACAGCUCGUUAUGCCAUACAGCCGACGGCACUUCUUAAUGAAGGAUGAAGGAGCAUUGUCCCUGGAUUAAAGUGGUAAAGACCACGCUUUACCAAGUGGUGAGGUGCAAGUGGACUAUGAAGUCUUCACUUUCUUAAUGACAAAAUAUCGAAGAAUUUCUUUAAAGCGACAAUCAGCUGAAGAACUUGUGCGAAAUAUUAAGAAUAAAUAAAUAGCUGUGGAG
Messenger RNA from Bombyx mandarina (wild silkworm), 3769 nucleotides. RefSeq names its product nose resistant to fluoxetine protein 6. NCBI's taxonomy places the organism in Eukaryota, Metazoa, Arthropoda, Insecta, Lepidoptera, Bombycidae. The record is from RefSeq and is a predicted model, not a curated record.